AUGAAAAGCUUAACAAGAAUUUGUCUAAGACGUAAUAUAAAUAAACUAUCAAAGCCUUUUUCAUCAUCAUCAUAUUUAUGCUUCCAGCAAAUUGGUCAUUGUAACUUUUAUAGUACCUCCUCUACGCAAUCAGAUAUUCAAAAAAUUUUUGAUGAUCAACAGUAUUGGGAUGAAAUAAGAUCGAAUAAUCUCAAGAUUAAUUCUUCUUCGCCAACCGGUUUAUUUGAAAAUAGAUAUUUAACCAAUUCAAAUGGUCUAAUAAAAUACUCUGCGUAUUGUUUAAAACUAGCUCAGGGACUGGUUGAUAAGAUGCACAAAGACACAAGCAAAGAAGGCUUGAAAAAAUAUAUUAGAAGAAUGGAUGAGUUAAGUAAUACCUUGUGCAGAGUUAUUGAUUUAUGUGAAUUUAUUAGGGCGUCACAUCCAAAACCUUCUUUUGUUGAUGCAGCUCAAAAAUGUUAUGAACAAAUGUUUGAAUUCAUGAAUGUUUUAAAUACAGAUUUGGUUUUGUGUAAAACAUUAAAAAAGGUGUUAAACACCCCUGAAUUGUUAUCCAGUUUAACAGAAGAAGAACUUAAAGUGGGAAAGAUUUUAUUGGAAGAUUUUGAAAAAUCUGGGAAUUUUAUGGAAAAUACUAAAGUUCGAGAAGAUUUUAUAACGUUAUCUCAACAAAUCUCUGUCGUUGGCCAAGAAUUCAUUAACAAUGUUGAUUAUGCAGCAACCAAUUACAUCAAAAUUAAUGCUGCAGAAUUGGACAAAAGCAAGACGCCAAGCAUUAUUUUGAAUAACCUCCAUAAAGAUAUUUCUAUGAAGAACUACAAAAUCCCUAUUAAUAGCCACGGUCCGUAUUCUAUUUUAAGGUCAUGUCCAGAUGAAAAAAUUAGAAAGCAGGUUUGGGCUGCCUUGCAUAGCUGUAGUCCUGAACAAAUUGGAAAACUAAAAGUGUUGUUACAUUUAAGAAUGGUUUUGGCAACAACUAUGAAUUUCCCUAAUUUUGCGUCUUAUCAGUUAGAGGGUAAAAUUGCAAAAACCCCGGAACAUGUGAUGAAUUUCCUGAAUUCUCUAGUUCAAGUGGUGAAACCAAAAGCUUUUAAAGAACUGGAGCCAAUAAGAAAGCUAAAAAUCGAAGAGUUAAACUGCCAAAAUGAUGUGGUUUCAGUUAGACCAUGGGAUAGAGAUUAUUACAGUACUUUGCAGUCGAUUAAGAAAAGAAGACUGACAGAUCAAGAUGACGUUAGUCAAUAUUUCUCCCUGGGAAGUGUUAUGAAUGGGUUGUCAAACUUGUUUAGUUCAAUUUACAAAGCCAAAUUUAUACCUGUUUGUCCCAAACCAGGCGAGACCUGGAACAAUGAAGUGAGAAGAUUUAAUGUCGUAAAUGAAUUGGACAAUGAUAGUUUAAUUGGUGUUAUUUAUUGUGACUUAUUUGAAAGACAUGGCAAAACUAGUAACCCUGCACAUUUCACAGUUUGCUGUUCCAGAAAGUUGUUUCCCGACGAAAAUAUUGACCCAACACUAACACAGACAACCACCGAUCCAAAUGGGAACCUGUACCAGAUUCCCGUGAUUUCUUUAGUUUGCAAUUUUAGUACAAGUCAAAAGGAUUCUCACGGGAACAAGCUAUGUUUUCUACAAUUAUCCGAGGUGGAAACUUUGUUCCAUGAGAUGGGCCAUGCAAUGCACUCAAUGUUUGGUAGAACCGACUUACAAAACGUCAGUGGUACCAGAUGUGCUACUGAUUUUGUUGAAUUACCAAGUAUCCUAAUGGAACAUUUUGCAAAAGAUCCCAGAGUCUUGCAUCAAAUUAGCAAUCACUAUUUAACAUGUGAAAAGUUAGACAUUGAAACAUUGAAUAAAAUCACCCAUCAAAAUAGGGAUUUUGAAUUUACUGAGGUUUACCAACAACUUAAGAUGGCUAUUUUAGAUCAAGUUUUACAUACUGAAAAUCCUGAUGACAUUGUCAAAGCUUAUCAUGAUCUUGAGUUAAAAAUGGAGAUAUUAAGUGAUGAUGUUAGCACUUGGGUUGGCAAAUUUGGCCAUUUAUUUGGAUAUGGCGCACUAUAUUAUAGCUAUUUGUUGGAUCGUGCUAUUGCAUCUAAAGUUUACCACCAUUUAUUUGCUCUCGAUCCUUUUUCUAGUGAAGCAGGUUUAAAAUUCAAACAAAGCGUUUUGCAAUGGGGUGGUUCCAAAGAUCCUUGGGAAUGUUUAGCCUUGUGUUUUAAUAAACCUGAAUUGGCCAAAGGGGAUGAAAAAGCAAUGAAAUUCAUUGGGAAUACUUCCAGUAAUUUAUGA
This is a messenger RNA of Saccharomycodes ludwigii, 2289 nucleotides long. RefSeq names its product metalloendopeptidase (gene OCT1). Gene Ontology annotation, cellular component: mitochondrion. The coding region runs from base 1 to 2289 and encodes 762 amino acids. Lineage: Eukaryota; Fungi; Ascomycota; Saccharomycetes; Saccharomycodales; Saccharomycodaceae. The record is from RefSeq and is a predicted model, not a curated record. The transcript has a single exon. Gene Ontology annotation, biological process: peptide metabolic process. Gene Ontology annotation, molecular function: metalloendopeptidase activity.